GCUCAGUCCCGCCUUCUCCUCCCCAAGUCCCGCCCGCGCAGCCGGCCCGGUUUUCUCCCGCCACUAGGGGGCGGCGGCGCUAAGGGCGGCCUUCUGGGCCGAAGCCGGCGACGCUCUAGGUAGCUGCGGCGGCUCCUCUGUGGCCAGUGGCAGCGGCGCUCUAGCCGGCGGCCGUGAGGGGCGGGCUCUCAGUGGUGCGGCCGGCAGGCAGCGAUGGCGGCCGUACGGGGCCUGCGGGUGUCGGUGAAGGCGGAGGCCCCGGCGGGGCCGGCCCUGGGGCUCCCGUCCCCUGAGGCGGAGUCCGGUGUUGACCGUGGCGAGCCGGAGCCCAUGGAGGUGGAGGAGGGCGAGCUGGAAAUCGUGCCUGUGCGGCGCUCGCUCAAGGAACUGAUCCCGGACACGAGCAGAAGAUAUGAAAACAAGGCUGGCAGCUUCAUCACUGGAAUUGAUGUCACCUCCAAGGAAGCAAUUGAAAAGAAAGAGCAGCGAGCCAAGCGCUUCCAUUUUCGAUCGGAAGUAAAUCUUGCCCAAAGAAAUGUAGCCUUGGACCGAGACAUGAUGAAGAAAGCAAUCCCCAAGGUGAGACUGGAGACAAUCUAUAUUUGCGGAGUAGAUGAGAUGAGCACCCAAGAUGUCUUUUCCUAUUUUAAAGAAUAUCCUCCAGCUCACAUCGAAUGGUUGGAUGAUACCUCCUGUAAUGUAGUUUGGCUGGAUGAAAUGACAGCCACACGAGCACUUAUCAAUAUGAGCUCCCUGCCUGCACAGGAUAAGAUCAGAAGCAGGGAUGCCAGUGAGGACAAGUCAGCUGAGAAAAGGAAAAAAGACAAGCAGGAAGACAGUUCAGAUGAUGAUGAAGCUGAAGAAGGAGAGGUUGAAGAUGAGAACUCAAGUGAUGUAGAGUUGGAUACGUUGUCUCAGGUAGAAGAGGAGUCUUUGUUAAGAAACGAUCUUCGUCCAGCUAACAAACUUGCUAAAGGAAAUAGGUUAUUCAUGAGAUUUGCUACAAAAGAUGACAAAAAGGAACUUGGAGCAGCCAGAAGAAGUCAGUAUUACAUGAAAUAUGGGAAUCCAAAUUAUGGAGGCAUGAAAGGAAUUCUUAGCAAUUCAUGGAAGCGAAGAUAUCAUUCCCGUCGUAUUCAGCGGGACGUGAUCAAGAAGAGAGCCCUGAUUGGGGAUGACGUUGGCUUGACGUCGUAUAAACAUCGACAUUCUGGGCUAGUGAAUGUUCCCGAGGAACCCAUUGAAGAGGAGGAAGAGGAGGAGGAGGAGGAGGAAGAGGAAGAGGAAGAAGAAGCCCAGGACAUGGAUGCAGAUGACAGAGUGGUGGUAGAGUACCACGAGGAGCUCCCGGCUCUCAAGCAGCCCCGGGAGCGGAGCGCGUCUAGACGGUCCAGUGCCAGCAGCUCAGACUCAGAUGAAAUGGACUAUGAUCUAGAACUGAAAAUGAUUUCCACGCCUUCACCAAAGAAAAGCAUGAAAAUGACUAUGUAUGCUGACGAAGUGGAAUCUCAGUUGAAAAAUAUUAGGAACUCCAUGAGGGCAGAUAGUGUAUCUUCAAGCAAUAUCAAAAACCGAAUUGGUAACAAAUUACCACCUGAGAAAUUUGCAGAUGUCCGACAUCUAUUAGAUGAGAAACGUCAGCACUCCCGUCCACGGCCACCAGUCAGCAGUACUAAAUCAGAUAUACGCCAGCGGUUAGGAAAAAGACCACAUUCUCCGGAAAAGGCUUUUAGUAGUAACCCCGUCGUUCGGAGAGAGCCCUCUUCUGAUGUGCAUAGUAGGCUAGGUGUUCCCAGGCAGGAUAGUAAAGGCCUCUAUGCCGAUACUCGGGAGAAGAAAUCAGGUAAUUUAUGGACUCGCCUAGGAUCUGCACCCAAGACCAAAGAAAAGAAUACGAAGAAAGUGGAUCACAGGGCGCCUGGCGCUGAGGAAGACGACUCUGAGCUGCAAAGGGCGUGGGGGGCUCUGAUUAAGGAGAAAGAGCAGUCUCGCCAAAAGAAGAGCCGCUGUUACCAGCACCCUUUUCCCAAGAAAAGUCAAUUCCCAGGUGCUUAUUGGACAUCCUUCGAGGGGGAAGAGGAGGGAAGCGGCCAGCUCACCCUUCCGGGACCCUAGUGUGGGGGCGAAUCUCACGGACCUGACCUCAGAGGUGCACCAGUGCCGCCCAGGUAGAUAAGAGCUGCAGCAUUGACUGUGCUUCCGUUCUUCCCUCGGGGAUUGCUCAUGGCAUGGGCCUCUUACUUGCUGUCAGCUUGAUGUGAAGAUCAAGUUCAGUGCUGUGGGAUUUUUAGGAACAAAAAACUGUGACGUCUGGAUUUGGGGUUGAUUUUUGUGCUAGGGGUGGGAUUAUGGGUUAAUGUUGAAGAAUUUUUAAGUCUGUAUUAUGUUUAAAACAUGAAUGAUUUGAAAGUUUAAAUUUUUAAUUUUUAUAUGUGGAAAUUCUUCCUGUUGGCUAAAGGGGAAGCUCAAGUGGUGUCGUCUUUUGUGCUGUUAAAUAUAUAUUCUAUUCUUUGGAAGAAGGCAGAGAGAGGAGUCUUAUUAUUUUUAAAUGCUCCUAGUUGUAUAGUCUGUCUGUUGUACAUAGAGUUCAGCUUGUGUUUUGGCCCCAGUAGGAAAAAAAUCCAUCCAUCUGAUAUGGGGUCCUGUUGUUUAUUAUCACUCUAGAAGUUAUACAUUGAUAUUUAUUCUUUCUGUCCCCACGUUGUGGCACCUGAAGACAUCUUCAAAAUUGGCAGAAAAGAUAAUAGUUAUAAAAAUUUUAGUUCAUUUAUUUUUAAACUCCUUUCAGAUUAUUUUACCAUUAGGAGGAGGUAGAUUGUUUCGUCUUCCUGUCUGAUUUUUGUUUUGUAGUAUUUAAUUUUGUAUUCCUCUGCAGUUUUAAGAAACAGUGUUUUUCUUCGGUUUGCUGGAACAUGGGCGUUAGAGAUGGUAAUAAACCGUGGUCCUUUUUGCGAUGUCACGACUCUUCACCGGCCUGGGCUGUUGCGCACACAGUGCAGCCUGGAUCCUGUCGAUCUUGUGGCUGAGCUAAUGGUCACAUUGAUAGUUGAUUACACUGUGGCACGAAUUAAUGCAGAACACUGUUAUUAAUAAAGGAAGUAAAGGGCUGCAAGAUUUGAGAGCUGCAACAAAAACUGGAUUGUCCCAUAUUUUGUUGAUUAACCUUGCUUUUUCUCCCUCCCUUUAGAGAGAUUAGAGGAUAUAACCAUGAUAUAUUUCAGCUUCUUAUUAGGAUUCUAGGAAAGAGAUGGUUCUGGUUUCUCUGCCAGUUGAGACUUAAGACAUCUGAGAUUUCUCAGCUUUUCUUUCCCUGUGAAGCAUACGGCUGAGAGCCAGGUUCUUAGGAAGGGUCAGGGUUUGGGGAGUUGGUAGAGUGAGGAGUGCGGGGGUCUGAGAAUCGGACACCUGGAUGCCAACCCCUGGCUCUGCUCCAUGGACCUGGGCCUCAGUUUUCCCGUCUAGCAGUUGAGUGGGCUGUUACCAGAAUUCCUGGCUUUGUUGGUGCAUCUCAGUGGCGGUUUACUCUUCCCAAGCUGUGACGGCAGUGGGCUCGCCAGCAUGAAUUUCUGCUGCAGGUGGAGGAGGCGCCAGGGAGACAACUGAGGGCGCGCAUGAGGUGUAGACAGGGGCUUAUUCCCAUCCCAGCACAGUCUCUGCUUCUGCUGACGGGGCAAAGAUGUCUUGUGGUCAGGGUCCCAGCUGGCGUGGCCUCUGCAGGGUUUAGAAUAUGCUCCUUCACAGACUUUCCUUUUGGUUUUACACCAGCAGCUCAGGUCCAUUUGUUCCACGGCCUUUCAGCACUCACCAGUCUCCUGCUACAGAUCAGCGAAGACAUUCUGGAAGGAGGUGGUGUGCAGUCAAAACUGGGUCUUUGAUCUAACCAAGAGAAAUACACACUUGAGUAACCUUACAGUUUUCACAGACACACAGAGAGAACCCAGAAAGGCAGCUUGAAAGAUUUUUACUUCUCGGAGUUACUGGCCUUAUUAGUUUCUCUAACCCUCCUGCCCACUCUCAGUCACUCAGAUCUUGCAACAUCUUGAGUGUGUCCUGAAUGACGAGGCCUUUUCUUUGGAGUUUAAGAGUGAGAAUGGAUAGUCAGGACAGGCCCGUGGCAGGCAGCUGGGCGUGCUUUUACCCUGGACACUCCCCACACAUGUGGGCACAGGGCUGCACACUUUGUGUGUUCCUCUUAGUCUUAUGUGUAGGAGAUUUUACAUACAUGUUUGCUGCUUGAUGAUAAUUGCAGAUACCUCAUUUGUUUCCCACUCUCCUCUCUGGAGAGUUACCAGGUACCCAGGAUAAUUUGUGGCGUCCUCAGGAUGUAGUCUCCUCCUCUGGCCCCCUUGUAGUCUGAUCCUGUGAACCCCUCCCCGUUCUUCAGCCACUGCCCUUUCCAGCUGCAUUUGUACAGCAGCCUCUUCACUGGUCUCUGCCCUGUCUCCAUUCUGCACACUGCAGCGGGAUGAACCUUUGUUGUUGUUACCAGCUUAAUUUAGAUGUAAUUUGCAUACAGUUCAGCCAUUUAAAGUGUACACUUGAGUGGCUUUUAGUAUAUUUACAGUUAUGCACCAGCACUGUAAUCAAUUUUAAAACACUUUGAUCACCCAAAGAAACCCUGAGUCCAUUAGCAAUUCUCCCUAUUCCCUCUUCCCUCUUAGCCUCUGGCCACCACUGAUCUUCCUUCUCUCUCUGUGGAUUUGCCUGUUCUGGAUAGUUCAUAUAAAUGGGAUCAUAUACGAUGUGUCUAUUUGUGACUGGCUUAACAUAUUUCUGAGGUUCAUCCAUGUCAUAGCAUAUAUCAGUAUUUCAUUUUUUUAAAUUGCCAAAUAAUAGUCCAUUUUAUGGGUAUGCCACCUUUUUUUUAAUCCACAUUGGUUAAUGGGCAUUUGAGUUGUUUCUACUUUAGGGCUAUAUAUACAUAUUUCUAUUUCUAUUUCUAUUAUUUAUUUUUGAGACACAGUUUCGCUCUUGUUGUCCAGGCUGGAGUGCAAUGGCACGAUCUCGGCCCACUGCAACCUCCGCCUCCGGGGUUCAAGCGAUUCUCCUGCCUCAGCCUCCAGAGUAGCUGGGAUUACAGGCAUGUGCCACCACGCUGGCUAAUUUUUUGUAUUUUUAGUAGAGACAGGGUUUCACCAUGUUGGUCAGGCUGGUCUCGAACUCCUGACCUCAGGUGAUCUGCCCACCUCUUCCUCCCAAAGUGCUGGGAUUACAGGUGUGAGCCACUGCACCUGGCCCUACUUUUUGGCUAUUAUGAAUAGUGUUGCUACGAACAUUCCCGAACAAGUUUUUGCAGGGACAGGUAUUUUCAUGACUCUUGGGUAUAUACCUAGGAGUGGAAUUGCUGACUCAUAAUUAUCUUUAACCUUUUCAGGAACCACCAGGUGGUUUUUCCAAGCAGCUGUAUCAUUUUCCAUUCCCACCAGCAGUGUGCGAGGGUUCCAGUUUCUCCACAUCUCCACCAACACUCAUUAUUUUCUGGUGUGAAGUGGUAUCUCAUUGUAGUUUUUUGUUUUUAUUUUUUCUUUUUAAAAUACAUUUUGUACAGAUGGGGUUUCGUUAUGUUGCCCAGGCCGGUCUAACACUCCUGGCCUCAAGUGAUCCUCCUGCCUCGACCUCCCAAAGUGCUGAGAUUACAGGCAUGAGCCACCACGCCUGGCCCUCAUUGUGGUUUUGAUUUGUAUUUCCCUAAUGACUAAUGAUGUCGGGCACCUUUUCACAUGCUUCAGGAUGAACUUUCUUAAAUAUAUAUCUGAUUCUGUUAUUCCUCUGCUUGAACGUUUUCCAAAGCUUCACUAUUGCCCCGAGAAUAAAUUCCACACUCCUGAUCGCAUGAGCCCAGUAAUUCAAGGCUGCAGUGAGCUAUGAUCAAGCCACUGCACUCCAGCCUGGGCAGCAGAGCAAGACCUGUCUCAAAAAAUACAUACAUACAUAAAUUCCACCCUUUUUGAUAGCAUGUUAUAAGGCUCACCAAGGUCUGUCCUCUGGCAGUAUCCCUGGCCUGUUCUCCCCAUCUCCCCUGCCCUCUGCUCACCAGUUCCCUAAAUGCAUCUUGAUCUCACUAGCCCUACAGACUGUGCACAGAGCUGUUUCUACCUCCAGUGACAUGCUUCCGCCCAGGCUUCUCCCCGCUUCCGCCUCAAUCUUCCCCUCACCAACUUAAGGUCUUAGGGGCCCUUCUAGGAGGCAGUCCCCAACUUCCAGAGCCAGGGUAUAGGCUACUUCUAUGUGUCCCAUGGUACUGCCACAGAAGAGUCUCAGCUCUCUCCAGGAUUCAGUUCUAAGGUCAGUGCCUAAGAUAAAAAUGGAGUGUAAUUAAAAUUCCUCUUAGAAAUCUAAGGAAGGUGCCCUAUUGAAGACCAACAUCUUGAGGUCCCAUGUAGUCAUUUCUUGCCCAUGUGGGAGCACAUUACUGUUUGGUUGAGUACCAGGUGAAGUGAUUGGCCUGCAGUUAGGGCUGUGUUGUGCAAAAAUCACUUGUUUUGGGGUGUUAGAACCACAUUUAGGCGAGAAGAUCACUUUUGGGGAGCUUGGGAACUGAGGCAGGCCGCAAGUGCGGCAGAGGCAUGAGCUUGCCUGGGCCUGCCCUCUUGUCUAUGCUCAUGGAGUGAAGGAGGGGCCAGCGGAAUGGCCCAAACAACUGAUUUGUUUUUCUUUUUUUAAAUCUUUUUCAGACAAAUACCAUUGUGUUUAAGCGAAAUAUGUGUAUAAUACCAAAUCACUGUACCCCACAACCCUGCACACCUCUACACUGGACUGUAAUUUCUUGUUCCUAGUUUGUCUUGCUAGACUGUAAGCUCCGUGAGAGCAGGGACCGUGUCUGCUUGUUGAGUGGGCUUUCCCCCGUGCCUGCCAGCAUGCCUGGCAUCUAGCAGGUCUUCUGUAAAGAUGGGAUGAGUUUGUAAACCCUCCAGCCUCAGGAGUGGCUCCAUCCUCUGAGGCUCUGGGGCCCUCUGGCAGGCUAGUCAUUUUUCUGCCAUGUACGUACAAUGCUUUAUUUUCAUGUUGUAUUUUCCUUUCUAGCCAGUAAGCAAGCUCCUAAUGAGCAAGUUUCUUUGUGGUGUUAUCUCUGUAUCCUUUCAUCAGGCCAGCCCAGAGUAAGUAGUGCUUCGAAAGUGUUUGGUAAAUGAAUGAAUUAUGGUAACCCAGCCCAGCUCUGGCAUCACUGUCUGCAGGUUAGUCUAAUUCUAGAUGAAAGCCCCAGAUUCAAAAAAGGGAAGAUUAUUCAGAAGUGCAUAUGGUUGUAUAAGAAAAAAAAAAUCUCAUUCAAUAGACCUGAGUAAACUUCAAAUUUUGAUGAUCUGGCCAUGUCGGAGCUGAAGCUUACCAGCUCUCUAAAGCAUAUGCUAGGGAAUCAUGCAGAUGGUCCAAAAUAUUUUUUAGAAAAUUAUUCAUCUGUCCCGGGAUAGAAGUAGAAGAAGCUGGUAGGCAGACGCUAGACCCUAAAGAAGGACUGCUGAGCCAGUUCUUAAGCGUGUGGUCCUGUCGGUGAGGAAAGUGACAGCAGUCCAGAGCAGGUGAAAAGAGCAGAGCUCAUUCCUGCAGUGGCUCUUUUGCCUAAAGCAGCAUUCCUCGAACUUCUCACUCGAAGCAUUAAGUUACGGUGAGAUGCUAACACACGCUUUAGACUUAAGUCAAAAUUUACUGUGAAGCCACAGCAAACUAUGGCUUCACAGAUGAAUUAGUUGCUACACAAAUAAGUUUGAUACAUAAGUACAGUAAUUGCUUUUAAACCUUAUAAUAACAAGCAGUAAAUUAGAAGUUAAACCAUGUUUUUCUUUUACGAACUGAAAGAAGAGAAUGCUUUUGAUACUGAGAAUCGCACACUGUGUCCAGGCAGAUUGUUCUUGCAUAACCAGACCCACAAUAAAUAUCUACAACUUUUCUUACAUGUUUAUAAAAUAAAUCUUAGAAGAAAAAUAUUGUAGCUUUUUUUUUUUUUUUUUUCAGUGAAACUCUAUGAACAUUUCACAGAACUUUGUUCCUGGGAGUAGUUAGGGAAAUGCUGCUUCAAAAAGCCAAUUUUAAGUAGUUGUGAGGCAUCCGAGUGGAAUUUGGCUGCACUAUCCAUAAAACUUGAGAGUAUAGGCGGUAUUUCACCUACCAAGGUCAGUACCCUGCCUCAGGAUUCUUACUGUUCAUUUGAGCAAUUCCGGGGCCCUCUCUGGAUGACCAGGUUCGUAAAUAGUUGAGACUUUGUGUUAUCUCAAAUUGUCACCGUCACCUCUGGGCCAAUAUAGGUUAGUGAGGUCGAGAGGCCCACAUCAUUGGCAGAAGAGAAUUCUCAGGCCGGGCUUGGUGGCUCACGCCUGUAAUCCCAGCACUUUGGGAGGCCGAGGCGGGUGGAUCACCUGAGGUCAGGAGUUCAAGAGCAGCCUGGCCAACAUGUUGGAACCCCGUCUCUACUAGAAAUACAAAAAUUAGCUGGGCAUGGUGGUGGGCACCUGUAGUCCCAGCUACUUGGGAGGCUGAGACAGGAGAAUUACUUGAACCCGGGAGGCAGAGGUUGCAGUGAGGUGAGAUCGCGCCACUGCGCUCCAGCCUGGGCGACAGAGUGAGACUCCGUCUCAAAAAAAAAAAAAAAGAAAGAAUUCUCACCUUCCUGUCCCUUCCUAGGAGUUUUGUGGUAGUGUUCGAUCCUGUGAUGUGGCCAUCUUCUCCUCAGGGCCUGUGAGAGGCAGGCAGCAUCUUUAGCUGAGGUAGAAUGCCUGUUGGGGAAAGUCAAAUAGGAUGGCAGCUGGGGCCGGGGCUCUGGGGACUCCUUCUGCCCCACAUACUCAAUUGGAAAGACUGAGCAAGUCCCCUCACCUCCCUGGGCCUCAGCUUCCCUGCCUGACAAAUGGAGGGCUCAACUGGGGUGAGCUCCAGUUUCCUUCUAGUGCUAAUGUGUGUUCAAGGACCCUUGCUCUCCUUUCCAGGGAGCAUCAGGGGUGUGGGCUAGACAGCAGGAAAGAAGUAGGGGUUUGUAAACAAGAGAUCCAAGCCCCUGGACCCUUGGUCCCAGCACCCAGUGCAGCCCUCGCCCUCCCAGCCCCUUCCUUAGAAAGGACAAGAAAAUCCACUCCUUGUUCUCUCCCUGUCCCAUCACCCCUGCAGUCCCCCACAGAUCUGAGGCCGGAGGAUGCCAACAUGGUGAGCACCCUCUUGCUGUCUUAUUCACGUAGGCUUUUCUUGGUGCCUGCACAUGGCUCUUGUAAGGCCACCAAUCUUGCUGGAUUAUGACCUCAUUUAACCUUAAUUACUUCCUAAAAGCCAUAUGUCCAAGAAGAGCCACACUGGGGGUUAGGGCUUCAACAUAUGAAUUUGGAGGACAUUUACAGUUCAGUCCACAGCACCUGGUCAUGUGGAGAUCCCAGUCUGCAUUUGUGGGAUGAAAUCUCUGCUUUUUUAAAGUUUACACACCACCUAGCUGGGCACGUGGCUCACACCUGUAGUCUCAGCACUUUGGGAGGCCGAGGUGGGGAUCACCUGAUGUCAGGAGUUCGAGACCAGCCUGGCCAACAUGGUGAAACCCCGUCUCUACUAAAAAUACAAAAAUUAGCCGGGUGUGGUGGCGGGCACCUGUAGUCCCAGCUACUCGGGAGGCUGAGGCAGGAGAAUCGCUUGAACCCAGGAGGCAGAGGUUGCAGUAAGCUGAGAUUGUGCCACUGCACUCCAGCCUGGAUGAAAGAGCAAGACUCCAUCUCAAAAACAAAAAUAAGAAAAGUCUACACACCAAAAGAGCUGAAGGCAGGAGAGUUUGUGGUGGUUCAGAAUCCUGAUUCUGGAGGAAACAGACCUGUUUGGAGUCCCAGCUCUGCUCCUUACUAGCUAUGUGGCCUCUCAGAGGCAGCAUCCUUAUCUGAGAAAUCGGGUUGACCUUGUAGGUGGCUGAGAGGCUCAGAUGAGGGCUUGCAUGUGAGGCCUUGGCACUGAGCAGGGCACUCCUACUGAGCGUUCAAAGGUCGUGAGUACCACUGCUCUGCAGCCCUGGGCUCUGGUCUCAGCAAUGCCGUCACUCUUUCUGGCUUCCUAAGAGUCAGAAGGCAAGUGGGAGAAUAGAACCAUUUCCUGUGUCUGAAGGCUGUGCCUCAGUGCUUUUGACUCACUCUGAAGACAGCAGGCAGCCCUUUCUGUUUUUUUUGGAGAUGAAGUCUUGCUCUUGUCGCCCAGGCUGGAGUGCAAUGGCGCAGUCUCGGCUCACUGCACCCUCCGCCUCCCAGGUUCAAGCAAUUCUCCCACCAUAGCCUCCCGAAGCUGGGACUACAGGCACACGCUGCCACGCCUGGCUAAUUUUUUGUGUUUUUAGUAAAGACAGGGUUUCACCAUGUUGCCCAGGCUGGUCUCAAACUCCUGAACUCAGGCGAUCCGCCUACCUCGGCUUCCCAAAGUGCUGGAAUUACAGGUGUCAGCUACCACGCCCGACCCACAGGCAGCCCUUUCACCUCACGCCGAGCACGUCUCCUCCAUCCAUGAACAUUUUGCAACUUUUUUUAAAGAGACAGGUUCAUACUAUGUUGUCUAGAUUGGACUCAAACUCCUGGGCUCAAGCUUUCCCAAGUAGCUUGAACCUCUUAAGUAACUGUGACUACAAGUGCACCUGGCCACUUUUUCUGAGACGGAGUCUCGCUCUGUCACCCAAGUGGAGUGCAGUGGCAUGAUCUCCGCCCACUGCGAGCUCCGCCUCCUGGGUUCACGCCAUUCUCCUGCCUCACCCUCCUGAGUAGCUGGGACUACAGGCACCCGCCACCACGCCUGGCUAAUUUUUUUUGUAUUUUUAGUAGAGACCGGGUUUCACCGUGUUAGCCAGGAUGGUCUCGAUCUCCUGACCUCGUGAUCCGCCUGCCUCGGCCUCCCAAAGUGCUGGGAUUACAGGCGUGAGCCACCACGCCUGGCCCACCUGCCCAUUUUUUAAAAACUUUAUUCUUCCUGGUAUCAAGGGGAGAAAGAAAAAAAAUUUUAAAAAUAUAUAAAACUUUAUUUUGAAAUAAUUUCAAAAUCACAGCAGUUUGAAGGGUAUAACAAAGAACAUUUUGCCACAUUUUCUCUUUCAUUCGUUCCCUCCUCUUCUCCCUCACCCCUUUUUCUUCCUAUCCUCUCUGAACCACGAACCAUUUGAGGAUUAUUUGUAUACAUCAUGCUCGUUUAUCCAUAAGAUGUUUUAGUGAACAUUUCCCAAGAACAGGGACAGCCUCUCACAUGCCCAUGGUACAGUUCUCAAAUUCAGGAAAUGUGUAAUAUUCUCUGAUCAGCCCAGGAGUUGCUAAUUUGUAGUUCCUGUUUCAGAUUUGCCAACUGUCCCAAUAAUGAUUUUGAAAGCCGUUGUUUUUCUGGUCCAGGAUCCAAUCCAGGAUCAAGCGCUGCCUUUAGUUGUCCUCUCUGCAGCCUCCUUUCGUUUGGAGCAGGUCCUCAGCCUUUCUGUCUUUCAUGACAUUGAUGUUUGUGAAGAGUACAGUCCAGUUUCUGUUGUAGAACGUCCUUGAAGUUGGUCCCGGAAUAUUUGUUUAAAGUGAGUUGGGAAACCACAUUCACAUGUCUUUUGGUUAUGUGUGCAUUUGUCAAACAGCCAGCCUUGUGCUGCGUGCUGUGACGGGGAGCAUUACUCAACAGAGCCUGGCCCUGACCUUGGGGAUGUAGUUUGGGUUUGUGGGGAAAGCAGCUACCGCCAGGUGGGCUUUACGGACCCCUGUGUGUCUCAUGACUAGAGGCACUGACGCUUGGAUAAAUACAUACUGGAUGGAUGCAGGAUGAGUCCACAUUCUAGAAAUGUGCAGAGGUACAGAAGUGGCCCUGCUCCCUGUCCAGCACCCAGUCAUCAGCUUUCCCUGGCUUCCCGAGGCACCCUGACGUUCACACUCCAAACACAAAGUCUUCUCUCAGGAAUCUCGAGUGAGCUGCAGUCUGGGUUCUAGCACUGCCCUAGCAGGGAUCUGCUCAGUGACUGGGCUGCUCUCUUCCUGCUUUAGGCCAGUGCGGGGGAGAGGAGACCACUGUGACUCUCCCCAGUGCCCUUGGAGCGCAGAAUGAAGUGAGGGGAGGAGGAGGGUCACGAGCCCUGGAGCGCUGGGAAGACAGGCUGUGGGCCGCAGGCCCCGAUCCUGCCUGGGACGAGGUUCAACAGAAGUAGGAUGGUUUCAUCAUGACCUGGCAGGAAAACCACCAGACCUGGAAUUUUGCUUUUACAACUGUUUAACUUCUGUUUCAUACAGGAUGAAAACCGGUGAAUUGUAAUCUCACAUAACCGAGCAAGAUCUAGUAGUCAUAAGCACUUUGUCAGAGCAAAGCAGACAAGGCAAAGUGUUGGAAAUGUCAUCGGAUCUUCACAGAACCUUAGCCAAGCAACCUUUCAAUGCGAGAAACAAAAUAACAUGGAUUUUUAUCUAGUAAUGAAGUCAACACCAUUGUCCACCCUGGGUUAACACAUUCACAUCUCAAAGCGAAUGGGGCUGCAGGCACUCAUGUGAGAGAGCCUUGGAAUGUCCUGCCUUUUUACGUUUAAUUAAAAUUAAAUAAAAUAUACAAAAUUCAGUUCA
Messenger RNA from Pan troglodytes (chimpanzee), 12512 nucleotides. RefSeq names its product nuclear cap binding subunit 3 (gene NCBP3). Gene Ontology annotation, cellular component: nucleus. NCBI's taxonomy places the organism in Eukaryota, Metazoa, Chordata, Mammalia, Primates, Hominidae. The record is from RefSeq and is a predicted model, not a curated record. Gene Ontology annotation, molecular function: mRNA binding; RNA 7-methylguanosine cap binding. Bases 214 to 2115 code for a protein of 633 amino acids. The transcript is spliced from 14 exons.